This is a messenger RNA of Erigeron canadensis, 1575 nucleotides long. Its product is annotated as cytochrome P450 CYP72A219-like. Bases 1 to 1575 code for a protein of 524 amino acids. Gene Ontology annotation, molecular function: oxidoreductase activity, acting on paired donors, with incorporation or reduction of molecular oxygen; monooxygenase activity; iron ion binding. The record is from RefSeq and is a predicted model, not a curated record. The transcript is spliced from 5 exons. Lineage: Eukaryota; Viridiplantae; Streptophyta; Magnoliopsida; Asterales; Asteraceae.
AUGGAGAUAAUGACCCAAUAUAGGUGGGUUGCAAAUUGGUGCGGGUUAGCCACGGUCAUGGUGGUGCCAUGGAAAUUAUUAGAGUGGGCGUGGUUCAAACCAAAAAGACUAGAAAAGUACCUUAGGGAACAAGGUCUCAAGGGCACAAAUUACAAACUACCCUUUGGAGAUACCAAAGAGAUGUUGCAUUUAACAAAGCAAGAGGCACCCAUGAACCUUUCUGAUGAUAUUAUGCCUCGGAUCAUGCCAUUUGUGCAUAGGGCAAUUGAAGACUAUGGUAAAAUUUUCUUUGCUUGGUUUGGACCCAUGCCAACGGUGCACAUCAUCGACCCAGAUGUUAUGAGGGACAUCUUAUGUCGAAUGAAUGAAUUUCAGAAGCCUAAGAAAAACAACCCAUAUAUUAAGAUACUAUCAACUGGUGUUAUCGAAUACGAAGGAGAUAAAUGGUCUAAACAUAGAAAAAUUAUCAAUCCUACUUUUCAUGCCGAGAAGCUGAAGCUGAUGGCUCCAGCUAUGUGUUUGAGUUGUUGCGAAAUGAUAAAAAAGUGGGAGACCUUGAUUUCAGAUACGCAGUCACUUGAGCUGGAUGUUUUUCCACAUCUUCAAACAUUAACCGGUGAUGUAAUAUCACGGACUGCAUUUGGCAGUAGCUAUGAGGAAGGAGUAAGGAUUUUUGACCUACAGAACGAACUUGGAACCAUAUUGAUGCAUCUCAUACAAUCCUUAUAUAUACCUGGCUCAAGAUUUUUUCCGAACCCAAGAAACAAAAGGAUGGAAGAGAUUGAUAAUGAAGUUAGAGCUUUGAUAAAAAGUAUGAUCGAUAAACGAAUGAUUGCAAUGGAAGCUGGAGAAAAAGGACAAGAUGACUUGUUAGGCAUAUUGUUGCAAUCCAACUACGAUGAAAUCCAAAAAUCCGGAAAUGAAAGAUUUGGAAUGACAAUCAAUGAAAUCAUUGAAGAAUGUAAACUUUUUUACUUUGCAGGCUCCGAGACAGUUGGUAAUCUACUUGUUUGGACGAUGAUUUUAUUAAGUCGACAUCCACAAUGGCAAGAGCUUGCAAGAGAUGAAGCUUUUCAAGUCUUUGGAAAUAAUCAACCAGAUAUCAAUGGAUUGAGCCGGCUAAAAAUUGUAAAUAUGAUACUGCUUGAGGUUUUAAGAUUGUACCCUGGAGUCUCAGCAUUAUAUCGUAUGUCUAUUAAAGAAUCAAGAGUAGCCGGCAUAAAUAUCCCUGAAGGAACAUUGAUCAUAAUGCCCAUAUUAGCGUUACACCAUGAUAAAGACACAUGGGGCGAUGAUGUCUUGGACUUCAACCCGCAAAGAUUCUCCCAAGGAGUCUCGAAGGCAUCUUUAACUGGACAAGUUUCUUAUUUCCCAUUUGGCGGGGGUCCUCGUAUCUGUAUCGGCCAAAACUUUGCUAUCUUGGAAGCCAAAAUAGCAUUAGUUAUGAUUUUAAGACGUUUCUCUUUUAGGCUUUCACCAUAUUAUUCACAUGCCCCACAAUCUAUUAUCACUCUUCAACCUCAAUUUGGUGCUCAAUUAAUUUUGCAAAAAGUCGGAGAAGACUCCGGAUAUUAA